GCUAUCGGGGAGCUGAUUGGUCAUGUCUGAAACUGGUCCGUCCAAUAUUAUCUUCCCCAGUGUAAGUGCGUGAUAAGUAAAGUGCAACGGGCGAAAUUGUAACAAAAAAAGUGAAGAGGUAAGCUGCGAAAGCCUCGCCGUACGCGAAUAGUAUGACUUUUGUUGAGAAGAGUUAAGUAAUAGCCUUGCCAUGGGAACAGAGGAGGGCCGUAAAGCUGAUUCGGCGAAGAGUUUCUAUCCGAGUGAAGAGGAAAUUGAGAGGUGGAUGGCCAGCGCCUUUGACAUGGCCAAAGACGCUCUGGAGAACGGAGAGGUGCCGGUCGGAUGUCUGAUGGUCUACGACGACCAAGUCGUGGGCAAGGGGCGGAACGAAGUCAACGAGACCAAAAAUGCUACUCGCCACGCUGAGAUGGUGGCCCUGGAUCAGCUCCGGGACUGGUGUCGCCACGGCAACCUGGAUGCGAGCAGCGUGUGCGAGCGAACGGCCCUGUACGUCACCGUGGAGCCAUGCAUCAUGUGUGCUGCAGCCCUGCGCCUGCUCAACAUCCCGGUGGUGGUGUACGGCUGCAGGAACGAGCGGUUUGGAGGCUGCGGCUCCGUUCUGGACGUUUCCUCUGCAGACUUACCUCAGACCGGGACCACGUUCAAGUGUGUUUCAGGUCACAGAGCAGAAGAAGCUGUCGAGAUGCUGAAGACGUUCUACAAACAGGAGAAUCCAAACGCCCCGAAACCUAAAACGAGGAAGGACUGACUUUCCUCUGAGUUUCCCGGGGGGAAAAACUCAGUUGAAUAUUAGUUUUUUUAUAUUGCUUGUAUUUACCUGACUACUACAACCUUUUGGUUAUUUUUGUAAUGGAAUAAAUGACAUUGGAAAUAA
This is a messenger RNA of Perca fluviatilis (European perch), 877 nucleotides long. RefSeq names its product adenosine deaminase tRNA specific 2 (gene adat2). The coding region runs from base 191 to 751 and encodes 186 amino acids. Gene Ontology annotation, biological process: tRNA wobble adenosine to inosine editing. Gene Ontology annotation, molecular function: tRNA-specific adenosine-34 deaminase activity; zinc ion binding. Gene Ontology annotation, cellular component: cytoplasm; nucleus. The record is from RefSeq and is a predicted model, not a curated record. Lineage: Eukaryota; Metazoa; Chordata; Actinopteri; Perciformes; Percidae. The transcript has 6 exons.